AUGCGCUGCCACGCAUGGAAGCAGGGAAACACCUUGAACAACUGCGGAAGUCACCAGGAAGAGGCGGAGGUAGAAGAGAAAGCCGGACGGAAUGGGACCCACGAGGCGCCGGGAUGGCAAGAGUCGGGCCGCGGCCCUCGCCUUCGUCAGCUCUUCGGAGGCUACAGAGGGCAAGACAUCUGGGGCAUCUUGCGGAAGACGAAGUCCAUGGAGGAUGGCCAAGGCUUCCUGAGCUUUGAAGAGUCUUCACCUCAGCCCAGCAUGCUAUUCCUGUGGGAUAUCUUUAGCCAGCAGAAUGCGAACCCAGCAACCGCCUUUGUGGGAACCAAACUUGGCGAGGCGCGCUUCCUUCAUGCCGUCUUCGAUGCAUCUGGGAGAGGUCUAGGCCGGGAGGGAUCCACUCAUGAUCUGUCCGGCUCUUGA
This is a messenger RNA of Symbiodinium natans, 423 nucleotides long. Lineage: Eukaryota; Dinophyceae; Suessiales; Symbiodiniaceae. The record is from the annotation of a GenBank genome assembly.